AUGAUAUUUGGAUAUUUAACUUAUCGUAAUAUUCAUCAAACAACAGUUCUUGCUGAACAACAAGCUGAUCGACAAGUGGUAAAAAUGGUUCUUCUACAAAUUAUACUAAUUAUCAUUUCUAAUACUUCUCUUGGUGGACUCAAUACAUAUGGAUUGAUUACAACUGGAGUUAUUAAAAGUCAAGAACAACAAUUACAAGAAUAUUGUGCCUUAUUACUCAUCAAUCUUAUAGUAUCGAUAUAUUAUGCAGCAAGUUUCUAUACAUUUUUUAUUUCAUCAAGUCGUUUUCGUCAAACUGUAAAAGAGCGAUUAUUUCGUUGGCGACCUUCAAAUCAAGUUCAGCCAUCUCGAACUUGA
Molecule: messenger RNA, 357 nt
Organism: Rotaria sp. Silwood2
Lineage: Eukaryota; Metazoa; Rotifera; Eurotatoria; Philodinida; Philodinidae
Source: the annotation of a GenBank genome assembly